UUGUCGCAGGCAGUGGAUAUGGGGACCGAGAAACAAAUUCCCCCAGAAAAGCCUGAUUUUCUGACGUACUCGUCGUUUCCUUCAGGAAAACACGAGGGCAAGACGCAUAUCGUAAUCGUUGGCGCAGGAAUCAUUGGUGUUUGCACAGCGUUCUAUCUUACGAGACAUCCCAACUUUGAUCCGGAGAAUUACCACAUUACCAUCGUCGAAAGCAAACGUGUGGCGGGAGGAGCCUCUGGAAAGGCAGGUGGGCUACUGGCAUUGUGGGCCUUUCCCCAGCAAAUUGUGCCAUUGAGCUUUCAGUUACACCAAGAUCUCGCGACCGAGUUCGACGGAGAGAAAGAAUGGGGUUAUAGACGAUUAACAACGGUGAGCGUUGAGGGGGACAUCACCGAGUCGCGAUUAAAUAGCCUGGAAGGUAAGAAGAGCGGAAGAACAACCAAACGCAGCCAGAAAGCGGAGGAGGACAGAAAUGAGGUGAAGUCCACCACUAUCUCAAAGAACAGCAACAGUAUUUCCAUUGAGAGCCAGAACUCGCCUUCCGGACCAAAACUUCCGGAGGAUCUGGGCUGGAUCGACAGCAGGCUAAUUGAUGACUGGAACCACCUCGGUAACAAAAAUACCACGGCCCAAGUGCAUCCUUACCAAUUCACCACAUUCAUUUUAAAGCAGUGCAUUGCCACAGGAGCUGUGGAGCUAAUCAUUGGCAAAGUGGACGACAUAAUGAUCGAUGAAGAGACGGGUAACUGCAAAGGCGUCUCCUACUAUCCUUCCAGCGCAAAAGCAGAGUAUGAUAAGACCUCCAGCGAGAAAGUUGAGCUUUUCGCAGAUAAGGUGAUGCUGUCGGUCGGUCCCUGGACAUCCAAGAUUCUUCCCGAUUGUCCUAUUUCUGGACUGCGCGCCCACUCCAUCACAGUACAACCUGCUAAAGUCGAAGAGAUCACGCCUUACGCAGUUUUCACAGAAUUACGACUUAGUAAGAGUAGAUUUGUGAGUCCCGAAAUUUACGCAAGAAAAGACGAAGUUUACGUGUGCGGGGAAGGAGACUCGUCUGUUCAAAUCCCAGAAACGACAGAUGACGUUGAGAUUGUGACCGAGGAAUGCGAUAAACUGUUUGGCUAUGUUUCCAAAGUUUCCGAAAACUUGAAGAAUGGCAGAGUGCUCAAAAGACAGGCGUGCUAUCUCCCGGUUUUGGAUGUGCCUUCCUCAUCCGGUCCACUUAUUGGUGAGACAAAUGUAGAGAAUCUCUAUUUGGCCUCCGGACAUUCCUGUUGGGGUAUCAAUAACGCACCGGCUACGGGUCUUCUUAUGAGCGAGCUGCUUCUUGAAGGUAAAGCGACAUCCUGUGACAUCAGUGCUUUGGACCCAAGUCUCUACUUUGAUGCAUCACUGGUUUUCGACGAAGAUGGUGAAGAGAAUGAACACGAAUUUGACGAGGAGGAUGAGGAGGAUGAGGAAGAGGAAGAAGAAGAAUGA
Messenger RNA from Ogataea parapolymorpha DL-1, 1476 nucleotides. RefSeq names its product oxidoreductase. The record is from RefSeq and is a predicted model, not a curated record. Lineage: Eukaryota; Fungi; Ascomycota; Pichiomycetes; Pichiales; Pichiaceae. Gene Ontology annotation, biological process: retrograde transport, endosome to Golgi. The transcript has a single exon. Gene Ontology annotation, cellular component: cytoplasm; late endosome. Gene Ontology annotation, molecular function: oxidoreductase activity.